UAUCGAAUCGAAUAUGCAACUAAAAUUAUUUUAAAUAAUCCAACACAUAAUUGCAGAAUGUAUACGGUAAAUUCAGAUACCAUUAGAAAAAAAUAGCUCUUUAAUGCUUUUUAGUGCAUAAAAAAUACCACUUAAAACAGGAAAAAAAGUGAAAAGCGGAGAAAACAGCAUUAAUUAAAGCAGCAGCGAGGGGGAUUAUCUGGAAAAGAACAAGUCAUCCAACCAAUCAGCGAAUUCCAAAUCAGCUCAACUCCCCUGCCCUCCCGUUACUGCCACGUUGCCAACGCGGUCCCCACUUCCCCAUCCGCGUCUCGCUGUCGUCAUCAUCAUCCUCUCCCUCCCUUUUUCUCCAUUAAUUAUAAAUUCGCUCACCUACUAAUUAUAAAUUAAUCCAAAACAAAUUACAUUUAGCUUAAAUAAAUCAGUAAAUUAAACUCCUAAACCCUCCUUUUUCUCUCUUAUGAAUUCCCCAAACUUUGACAAAUCCACACGCAAUCGCCAUUUUUGCUUUUAAUCAGCAAAAAAAAAGAAAGAAAAAAAAAAUCAGUCGCUUUCACUUUCCCGGAAAUUUCCGCCUCGCUUAACUUCUCCCCUACUUUUCCUUCCCUUCCUUUAUAACUCCACUCUCCUUCUCUUCUCCACUUUCACCAUUUCAAAUUCCCUGUUACUCGAAUCACAGUAAACCCAGUUUCGUGAAAUCGGAUUCGAAUUUUCAGAGAUGGACAACAAUCAGCAAUCGUCGUUCUGGCAGUUCAGCGACCAGCUGAGGGUGCAGGCCAACAACCUAGCGAACCUCUCGCUCAACGAUUCGAUCUGGAGCAGCUCCUACGCCAACAAGCGGCCGGAGCAGCGCCGGAACUUCGACAUCCGGGUCGGAGCCGAGCUCAACAGCAAUUCUCCUUCUCCUCCCAUCGCCGCCGGCAAGCCCCAGGUAGGCUCCGAUUGGAACGGAUUCAACGACGGCUGGAAGGUCGGGUCGGGUUCGGUAACCGGGUCGAACAACAAUUUUACCGGUUUGUUGAAUAACAACAACAACCACUCCGUCAUCGGCGGCGGCGGGGGAAGUGGAUCUCACCCGAUGAACGUCGGGCUGAACGGCGGGUUCAAUAAGGGGAUCUACUCCAAGGGUGGAUUGAACAACGGGGGUUUCAAUUUUAAUGUGAAUCCGAGGGCCGGGAAGAACGGUAAGGGUUUUGGGAUUGAAGAUGAGCAGCAGAAUCAUCUCGUCGGCGGGAAGUUCGGCAAGAAGAACGGCGGAAAGAAGAACAACGAUAGCAACGAUACCGGGAAAGAAGGGAAAGACGGGAAACAGAAUGGGGUUGACAAGAGGUUCAAGACUCUUCCGCCGGCAGAAGCCCUCCCCCGGAACGAGACGAUCGGCGGGUAUAUCUUCGUAUGUAACAACGACACCAUGGCGGAGAAUCUCCGCCGGCAGCUCUUUGGUUUGCCGCCGCGUUACAGGGACUCGGUGAGGGCGAUUACGCCAGGAUUGCCGCUUUUCCUCUACAACUACUCCACCCACCAGCUCCAUGGAAUUUUCGAGGCAGCGAGUUUCGGCGGGUCGAACAUCGAUCCCUCAGCAUGGGAGGACAAGAAAUGUGCAGGGGAAUCAAGGUUCCCUGCACAGGUCAGAGUGGUAACCAGGAAGAUCUGCGAGCCACUGGAAGAGGACUCAUUCCGGCCGAUUCUCCACCAUUACGACGGCCCAAAGUUCCGCCUCGAGCUCAACGUGCCCGAGGCGCUCUCGCUUCUCGACAUCUUUGGUGAUCAGAAGGCCUGAACAUAAUACCAGCAACCUGAUGAAGGAAGAAGUCCUGAAACAAGAGAAUGGGAAAUUGAAGGAGGAGAUUACUAUAGAGGGUUAGUUGUUACAGGCAAAUAUGGACCAUGGAAACAACUACAGUACAUGACAUGAAGAAGAAGAAUGGGAAGGAAAUUCUAUACAUAGAUGAAUAUGUAUACAGUUUAUAUAUAUAUGUGUGUAAGCCGUAUUUCCAUGUAACAUAUUUUUGGGAUGUGAGGGCUUCCUCGAUAUAUAUAUUCGUCCUUCUAGUUCGAUGUUCAUGUUGUUUUGGCGCAUAUAAAUAAUCAAAAGAAUAUCUAAUAAGAGCUCAAACUUGUGUUGAUGAUCACUGAUCAGUUCUUCCUUCCCCAUGUACUGCAGAAAUUACUCACAGGAGCUUUCCCUUUCUAGGGCUCAAUCUCUCUUUUGCAAGAUCACUUUUUUUUGGCUUUGCCUUCUAAAGUGAAUGAAUGCUCGUAGAUCACUCUUGAGUCUAGCUAAAGAGAAAGGUUCGCCUUUACUUUCAUAUAUAAAGGCUUUGCUUGCUCUAUACGUCAACCUUUUAACAUGUCUUGUUCAUGUCAUUUAUCCAUUUCCUUGCGAUGAAAGAAAAGCAGGGUGCCCACUGCUCUCUCUGUCUGUUUCUUCCUCUGUUCAUUUUGCUUUCCACUUUCUAACCUACUCCACAGCAGCUUUAGUUUUAUCAUCUAAUUUAAGUGCUGCCAAAGUGCGGAAUGAGACGAAUAACGUAACGAAUGUGAAAUGAGUGAAAUGUCCGAGAUACGUUAAAAAGGUAAAGUGACAAGGUGUCACGAGAUAUACGCGCGCACGUAGAAUUCGAUGGACUCUUUAUGUAUAGCUCCAUCUAAACCUAUAUGAUCAUGUCGACGGAUUGUGAGCAAUAUAUGCUUUGAUUUUCAUGAACAGAAAUCCAUCGAUUUUCAUGCCUGUAGGGUUGUUUGAUGACACGUAGCUUAGAAGUUUCCUUAGCAUCAAAAUUCAACUUGUAUCGCCCAUAGAAAUAGAGAGGUGAGGGACAAGGCCAGAUUCGACUUUCUUCCGGGAGGGAAUGAAUGAAAAAGCAAGUG
Messenger RNA from Linum trigynum, 2871 nucleotides. NCBI's taxonomy places the organism in Eukaryota, Viridiplantae, Streptophyta, Magnoliopsida, Malpighiales, Linaceae. The record is from the annotation of a GenBank genome assembly.